Molecule: messenger RNA, 1700 nt
Organism: Paecilomyces variotii
Lineage: Eukaryota; Fungi; Ascomycota; Eurotiomycetes; Eurotiales; Thermoascaceae
Product: serine hydroxymethyltransferase
Exons: 4
Coding region: 203-1618 (471 amino acids)
Biological process (GO): folic acid metabolic process; L-serine catabolic process; tetrahydrofolate interconversion
Cellular component (GO): cytoplasm
Molecular function (GO): cobalt ion binding; pyridoxal phosphate binding; serine binding
Source: RefSeq, a predicted model, not a curated record
GGCGAAGCGGCAGAAAAAAAAAUAGAUAGAGCGGCGUUUGAAAUGUCCGCAUCGGACGGCGAUCCAGAAAAAAGGAUCUGGGGCGGACUCACCUUUUUUCCCUCCUCGAUUUAAUCUAAUCCUCUCUCCUUCACACCCUCAUCCUGCGUGGAAUUUGUCUCUGGAUCUUCGAUUUGACUCAGAAGACAUCUCUUCAUACACAAUGGCCACCUACGCUCUGUCGUCGUCCCACCGGGACCUCCUCGAGAAGUCUCUGGUCGAGACCGACCCUGAGAUUGCUGCGAUCAUGGAAAAAGAGAUCCAGCGUCAGCGCGAGUCGAUUGUCCUGAUUGCUUCCGAGAACGUCACCUCGCGCGCUGUCUUCGAUGCUCUGGGCUCGCCUAUGUCCAACAAAUACUCUGAGGGUUACCCCGGUGCCCGUUACUACGGUGGUAACCAGCACAUCGACUCCAUCGAGCUCACCUGCCAGUCUCGUGCCCUGAAGGCUUUCAACCUGGACCCCGCCAAAUGGGGUGUCAACGUCCAGUGUCUGAGUGGUAGCCCUGCCAACCUGCAGGUCUACCAGGCCCUGAUGCGCCCCCAUGACCGUCUGAUGGGACUGGAUCUCCCUCACGGUGGCCAUCUGAGCCACGGCUACCAGACUCCCCAGAAGAAGAUCUCCGCUGUCUCUACCUACUUCGAGACCUUCCCCUACCGUGUUGACCUGGAGACUGGCAUCAUCGACUAUGACACCCUCGAGGCCAACGCCCAGCUCUACCGCCCCAAGUGCCUUGUUGCCGGUACCUCCGCCUACUGCCGUCUGAUCGACUAUGCGCGCAUGCGCAAGAUCGCCGAUUCCGUCGGUGCCUACCUCAUCGUCGACAUGGCUCACAUUUCCGGUCUGGUUGCCGCUGGUGUGAUCCCAUCGCCGUUCGAGUACGCUGAUGUCGUGACCACCACCACUCACAAGUCGCUCCGUGGUCCUCGUGGUGCCAUGAUUUUCUUCCGCAAGGGUGUCCGCAGCACUGACCCCAAGACCGGUAAGGACAUCAUGUAUGACCUUGAGGGUCCCAUCAACUUCUCUGUGUUCCCCGGACACCAGGGUGGUCCUCACAACCACACUAUCACUGCCCUUGCCGUGGCCCUCAAGCAGGCCGCCACUCCUGAGUUCCGCCAGUACCAGGAGCAGGUUGUCAAGAACGCCAAGGCCGUGGAGCUCGAGUUCAAGAGACUCGGCCACAAGCUCGUCUCCGACGGUACCGACAGCCACAUGGUCCUGCUGGACCUCCGCCCCAAGGGUCUGGAUGGUGCUCGUGUCGAGGCUGUUCUUGAGCAGAUCAACAUCGCAUGCAACAAGAACUCCAUCCCCGGUGACAAGUCCGCUCUGACCCCUUGCGGUCUCCGUGUCGGUACCCCUGCCAUGACCAGCCGUGGUCUGGGUGAGGAGGACUUCAAGCGCGUGACUCGCUACAUCGACCAGGCCAUCAACCUCUCCAAGGAGAUCCAGGGCCAGCUGCCCAAGGAGGCCAACAAGCUCAAGGACUUCAAGGCCAAGGUUGCCUCGGAUACCGUCCCGGAGAUCCAGAACCUCCGCAAGGAGAUCAGCGAGUGGGCUUCCACCUUCCCUCUGCCCGUCUAAAUUGGAACUUGAGUCCAAGGAAACGGCGUCUAUUUGUUUGAUUUCAUUUUUCCACUUUUAUCUUUCAACAUGGAUUGCAAGC